Acanthosepion pharaonis is the source of this 1053-nucleotide messenger RNA. The record is from the annotation of a GenBank genome assembly. Lineage: Eukaryota; Metazoa; Mollusca; Cephalopoda; Sepiida; Sepiidae.
AUGCUUUCGCCUGUCACAAUCUCUGAUCAAGUUAUUAAUCAGAGACAUGUCACAACUGUUCGCCAAAACCUCAGCAGUCUUUCAGUUGGUGACACCCGUAAACUAUCAACCCCGAUCAUUCAAAAAAUAUCUUCUAUAAUCUAUCUAUCUAUCUAUCUAUCUAUCUAUCUAUCUAUCUAUCUCGUAUAUUCAUUAUCUAUCAAUCUAUCUAUCUAUCGAUUUAAUUAUUUAACUAUUGAUCUAACUUUAAUCAUUAUCUAUCUAAAUUUAUUCAUUGUCUAUUUUAAGUUUACUAAAUAUCUAAGUUUAUUAUCUAUCUAUCUCUCAGUUUAUAUUAUAUUAUAUCUAUCUAUCUAUCUAUCUAUCUAUCUAUCUAUCUAUCUAUCUAUCUAUCUAUCUCCGACAUCUCUAUCUAUAAAAGGCAGGAUUUUCUUUCUCCGUCACCAUGUUUUUUUUUUUUUAUCUUUGGCCAUAAGGACAACAGAUGAUCGUGGAGAAGAAAUUCGGAAAUCAAAAAGAAUAAUAAUUCCGUUCCGGGAGCGUGUGUACAAAACGUGCAUCCAUCUUUCUUACGACGAAGAAUCAAUGGGUUUAAAGUUCAGAAUAGCCUCCGGGUCCGACGAGCGGCUGUUUCUGAUGACGACCCUGAACAGUGACACCCGCUCGACACCACGUGACCCGGUGGCCUUAUACUACGCAACCUUCAGUCACACUUUUCAACUCUCGACUCAAAGCUUUGAUUUUUUUUUUAAUUCGAUGUUUGUCUUUAAACAAUUUUACUUUUUCUUUCUAUUGUUUAGAUUUUGUAAACUUGCAUUUUUGACUUUUCAUUUUUUCUUUCUUUCUUCUUUUAUUUCUCUCUUUCUUUUUAAUUCCUUUCUCUUUCUGUCUUUUUUUUUUUUUCAUAUUCCUUUUUCAUUCUGUGUCAUUUUGUUUCGAUAUUUCUUUUUCUGGUUUUUCUUUUUCUUUCUUUUUCCGUACUUUUUAUUUCUACAUUUGUCUUAUCUUUUUAUUCUUUCUUUUUUCUUCCUUUUUCUAUCUUUCAUAUUAUGA